Limulus polyphemus (Atlantic horseshoe crab) is the source of this 2103-nucleotide messenger RNA. Its product is annotated as calcium uniporter protein, mitochondrial-like. Gene Ontology annotation, cellular component: mitochondrial inner membrane; uniplex complex. Gene Ontology annotation, biological process: calcium import into the mitochondrion; mitochondrial calcium ion homeostasis. Gene Ontology annotation, molecular function: uniporter activity; calcium channel activity. The coding region runs from base 272 to 1288 and encodes 338 amino acids. Lineage: Eukaryota; Metazoa; Arthropoda; Merostomata; Xiphosura; Limulidae. The transcript has 7 exons. The record is from RefSeq and is a predicted model, not a curated record.
UUUUGCUGUUAUGAGUGCGUUAAAAGGGUGAUUGUCAAAUUCUGUUAUUCAGUUUAACAGCUGUAACCCAAGCUUUGGCACUGGGUGGUUUUCACCUUACAGUCUAGCACAGAUCUAGCUUCCAGCAUUCAUGUAGCUAUGCGCGAAAUCAAACAAACAGACCAAAUCGUGUUCAAACGUAGAAGCAUCGCCCACGCUGUUCUGCCAUGUGCGAAGGAGCGGCAGUAACUGAAGUAUUUCAAUUCCAGAGUAGCACCACGAGUAGCAAGAAAUGGCUGUUCGAGGGGUAGGCCUACCAAGUGUUGGAUUGGGUAUACUUUUUCGCAGGAUUGUUAAUGUUUCGGAUCCUAUAUUAGAGAUACAGUUACCUGGCAUUGCCAGCCGAGGAUACUGUGCAAGUGAGGUCUCUAGCGUUAACAAUAUUAUUCACGGACAAACUGAUGUUUUCUAUCAAAGAGGUCUUCCGGUUGUCACAGUACCUCUUCCAUCACGACGAGAAAAAUGUCGAUUCUCACUGAGGCCAGUUAGCAGUACAGUAAAUGAUUUUAUAAAAGAUUUGAAAAAUGAGGAUCAUGGGAUUGACAGAAUUCACAUUCAAACAACAGAUGGGAUAAGGAUAGCAGCAUCUACGAAUAUAGAGACCCUGAUGCAGGAAGAUUUUCAUCUCAUAAUAAAUGACUUUGUUUACCAUGUCAGCCCUCCACCACUAGGAAAACUAACUGCUGAGCAAAUGAAAGAUCUGUCUGAUGUUAAACUUCAAGUUGCAAAACUUUAUGAAGUCUUGCAUGUGGAUGAACAUCAGAUUGAACAAGAAAGAAAGCUGAUUGGUGAACUAGAAGAACUGAAACAGAAACUGGAGCCUCUUGAAAAUAAAAAGGCUGAACUUGAAGCAGCAUCUUAUCGAAGAACAUCUGUGUUAACAUGGAUUGGACUAGGCCUCAUGGGAGCUCAGUUUGGUGUCUUGGCUCGGCUGACUUGGUGGGAAUAUUCAUGGGAUAUCAUGGAACCGGUUACUUAUUUCAUUACUUAUGGAACAUCCAUAGCUAUGUAUGCAUAUUUUGUAUUAUCAAAACAGGAAUACUACCUGCCUGAAGUGAAAGAUCGACAAUUUUUAUUAAAUUUUUAUAAAAAAGCUAAAAAAAGUGGUUUGGACAUGGAAAAGUAUAAUUCCUUACGUGAUAGCAUAUAUGAGAAAGAAGAGGACCUGAAGAGGCUAAGAGACCCACUACAGCUUCAUCUACCUAUCAGAGAAUCAACUUUGAAAUAUGGCAAAUUAUUGGGUAAAUAAGUUACGGGAGUUCAACAAUAAAGUUAUGUAGAAUACAAAUGAUUUUCAACUAGUAUGCAAAUAAAGUUAUUUUAGUAUUUUGAAAUAAAGAAUAGAAACAAGUUCAAACUAGUUUCUGUAAAGAGUUAGCUUCAGUCACUGUAGUAGGUAGUUUCCUGGAGAUGUAAAUGAGAACUUCACUAGGUUUCUUUGAGUAGAAAAUGGUUCAUUCUUUUUAAAUGUAGUGUCAUGAGUGGGUAAAUUAUUAAACUAUGAGAAUAGAUAACAUCUUUAUAAAGCGUGGAGAUUAUGGCGGAAUAAAAAAAUGUUUAAAAUAACAAAAAAGAAUGAUUUAAUGCAUAACUUUUCUGUUUUUUAUAGUCUUCAACUCUUUCUAAUAUCUUGCAUACAGACUGAAAAGUCUGAGGGCAUCCACUUUGACCUUUUCUAGAGAGUAGUGAGUGAUUACAAGGUUUUAGAAAUAAAAUUUCAAUAUUUUUCCUCAUUAAACUUUUCUAUUAUUUAACAAUAAAAUAAAUGUAAGUAACUGUUAACAUCUUAAACAUCAGAUAAUAAGGAAUCAAAUUUGAAAAUGGUUGUAGCCAGAAGCACUUUUAAUAAUACUUUCAAUUUUCUGAUUCGGAGAAACUCAAUUUUUGCAGGUUUCAAAAGAUUUACAUGCAUGGGAAAAUUUUGAAUUAUGCUCAAGAAUUUUAUUAAAAUUUAGUAUAAUCUUAAUACAUCUAUAAAUAAUUUUGGUUAUAAAACAGACCUAGACUUUAAAGAGCUAACUUUUCAUAUUAUAUAUUAGUACAAUAUCUUGUUGAUAUUCAUAU